This is a messenger RNA of Scatophagus argus, 1326 nucleotides long. RefSeq names its product rasd family member 4 (gene rasd4). The record is from RefSeq and is a predicted model, not a curated record. The transcript has a single exon. The coding region runs from base 88 to 714 and encodes 208 amino acids. NCBI's taxonomy places the organism in Eukaryota, Metazoa, Chordata, Actinopteri, Scatophagidae. Gene Ontology annotation, molecular function: GTPase activity; GTP binding.
CCAUACACUCCAACACAACUACAUCCAGCUCCAUCACUGACAUCCAAACAAAACAAGCAACUGCAGGCAAAGAAGAAAAGACUCAUCAUGUCUUUUGAAGUGAAGGAAAAGGUUGAGGUGCGCCUGGUGUUUCUGGGAGCAGCUGGCGUGGGGAAGACAGCCCUCAUACAACGCUUCCUUAAAGACACUUUUGAAUCCAAACACCAGCGCACGGUGGAGGAGCUCCACAGGAAGGAGUACGAGGUGGGGGGCGUCAAAGUCACCAUCAACAUCAUGGACACCAGUGGCAGUUACUCCUUUCCUGCCAUGCGUAAGCUCUCCAUCCAGAACAGCGAUGCCUUUGCCCUGGUCUACGCAGUGGAUGACCCUGAGUCCCUGGAGGCAGUCAAGAGUCUACGAGAGGAGAUCCUGGAGGUCAAAGAGGACAAGUACACGCCUAUUGUGGUGAUAGGCAACAAGAUAGACCGUUACAAUGAGCGUCAGGUGUCCAACAAGGACGUGCUCUCCACGGUGGAGCUGGACUGGAACCACAGCUUUCUGGAGUCUUCAGCCAAAGACAACGUCAACGUGCUGGAGGCUUUCAGGGAGCUGCUCCAGCAGGCCAACUUGCCCAGUCGGCUCAGUCCAGCGCUGUGCCGGAGACGGGAAACCUUCCCGAAGGACAGCAACAAACGACCUCCAAUGAACAAGACCAAAAGCUGUCUCAUCUCAUAAUGAUGCAAAAGAGACUGAAACAAAACUAAAACUCUGAUGAAACACCUGGUCAGUCAAUUAUGUCUCCUCAUCUGGUGUGAAAAGACUGCAUCGAACCUCACAGCAGCACUGAAAGCACACAGAUGCUACAGCUAUGAAAACAGAUACCACCUUAAAGGCAUGAAGGCAUGUGUCAGAACUGUUUGAACAGUGAGACGAGACGGUGUAUAGACACAACUUACUAUGAAUGUCAAAAAACAAGAUGCUGUAUUAAAUGAGCGGUGCAGUGCAGAAGCAGCAUUAUGAAUAUUGAGCCCAGUUUCCACUCAAAUAUAUAUGCGAUGGGUCAUUUUUGGUGUUUGUGUUGCUGGUGCUAGAAGGUGCGACAACUGUGAAGUCAUGACUUUUUAUGCGAGUCUAUUUACAUGUGAUAGUUUUACAAAGUAAGUGAACAACAGAAGGAGAAGCUAUAAACUGUAUAUAUGCUUUAACAGCAAGACAUCAAAUGGUAACACUGCUCUGUAAAACCCAAUAAUGCACUUGGAGUUUAGAUGUAUAUCAUUACUUUGAAAUACAUACUUGCUGGUGUCGUUUCUCUGUCUUUGUGCGACUAAUGAAUUCUUUUUUCCCUUA